Dovyalis caffra is the source of this 813-nucleotide messenger RNA. The record is from the annotation of a GenBank genome assembly. Lineage: Eukaryota; Viridiplantae; Streptophyta; Magnoliopsida; Malpighiales; Salicaceae.
AUGGAUGCUUGUAUUUUCUAUGUUCUUUUCUCCUCCAUGUUUCUGACCACAAAGGCUUUUGAAUCCAUCUGCCCAAUAGUUAAGUGCAGUCAUGGAGGUCCUGAUAUUCGUUUCCCAUUCCGAGUAGUUGGUCAACAGCCCCAGCACUGUGGUCACCCUGGUUUCGAACUUUUUUGCAAAGAAAACACCACUAUGAUUCAUUUUCCAACUUAUGGACCCUUGGUUGUGAAAUCCAUCUCUUAUGAUAUCAGAAAACUCAGUCUUCUUGACCCCAAAAAUUGUGUCCAUGAAGUCUUUCUCAAUCUCAACCUUUCUGGCACACCUUUCCAGUACUACUAUCUUUUGAAGAACUUCACAUACCUCAACUGUUCAACCAGGCUUUCGCCUUCUUUCGACGAAGUUUCAUGCUUGAGUGGCUCCAGGCAUCAUGUUUACACUGUAGAAUCUUCGUUGCCCACGCCAGUUUCUUGCAGGCCAUUGAAAACUAUUCCCAUUCCAUUUUCAUACAGUUCUUAUCUUGCUGACAAUAGUUUUGGCCUCGGAUUAACUUGGAGUUUGCCUGGAUGUGAAGAUUGUGAAGCAAAAGGAGGCUCGUGUGUGUUGCCGUCCAAAGCAGGACUUAAAGCAGGCUGUCUCGGCAUAGAACAUGAUAAAGGUUUUUCAAUUGUGCAUUUAUUGUCAAGUGGAACUGGGUCUAUCAUCUUGAACAUUCUGCUGUGUGUUUUCGUGGUGACAACAUUGAUUAGAAUAAAAAUCUACUUUAGGCAGAGAAUGAAGGUGGAUGAAGAGGCAGAAAAUGAGAAUCUACUUUAG